AGGGCCGGGUGCUCCGCUAGCCGCCUCCUGGACCUUGGCAGCUAUAAGGGCGGCCCGUUGGCAACAGAGCCCAACCCUUCGACCGCUUCCUCGGCUCCUCGCUGCUGCUUCGCGCUCCUAGCCCAGCCCUCAGCUAUGGCAAGCCCCCUGGACCAGGCCAUCGGCCUCUUGGUGGCCAUCUUUCACAAAUAUUCUGGCAAGGAGGGUGACAAGAAUACCCUGAACAAGAAGGAGCUGAAGGAGCUCAUCCAGAAGGAGCUCACCAUUGGUGCGAAGCUGCAAGACGCUGAAAUUGCAAAGCUGAUGGAUGACCUGGACCGGAACAAGGACCAGGUGGUGAAUUUCCAGGAAUACGUCACCUUCCUGGGGGCCUUGGCUAUGAUCUACAAUGACGUCCUCAAGGGCUGAAAAUACAUUGGGAAAGUUGGCCUGUCUGAGUCAAAUCCAGUGGUGGAUAAAUGUACAAUAAAAUUUUUUUUUUUUUGGU
Molecule: messenger RNA, 487 nt
Organism: Talpa occidentalis (Iberian mole)
Lineage: Eukaryota; Metazoa; Chordata; Mammalia; Eulipotyphla; Talpidae
Gene: S100A6
Product: S100 calcium binding protein A6
Exons: 3
Coding region: 136-408 (90 amino acids)
Cellular component (GO): nucleus; cytoplasm; perinuclear region of cytoplasm
Molecular function (GO): calcium ion binding; S100 protein binding
Source: RefSeq, a predicted model, not a curated record